This is a messenger RNA of Seminavis robusta, 1707 nucleotides long. NCBI's taxonomy places the organism in Eukaryota, Bacillariophyta, Bacillariophyceae, Naviculales, Naviculaceae. The record is from the annotation of a GenBank genome assembly.
AUGGAAGGCUGGUUCGUGAUCGGACUUCCCGAAGGCUGGUUCGUGAUCGGACUUCCGGAAGGCUGGUUCGUGAUCGGACUCCCAGAGGGCUGGUUCGUGAUUGGACUUGCGGAACGGCCCGAGGGAGGCAAGCUUGGAGUCUCUGAAGGCUGGUUCGAAGGUAUCAGGCUCGGACUUUUGGAAGGAGGGCUUGAAGGCAUGGACGAUGGUUCUUCGCUGGGUUUUCUUGAUGGCUGCAAGGAAGGCGCAGCACUGGGCAGUGAGGGCUGUGUCGAAGGAAAUGAGCUAAGAGAAGGCGAAAAAGAGGGCCUUGCGCUUCUUGAUGGAGAAUCUGACGGCACUAGGCUGCCAGAUGGAGAAAUAGAGGGCCUUUGGCUUAUUGAUGGAGUAGUAGAUGGCAAUGAGCUUAGUGAUGGGAAAAUGGAUGGCCUGGAGCUAGUUGACAGAGAAACAGAUGGCAUCGAGCUUGUGGAAGGAGAAAUCGAUUGCCUGGAGCUGAUGGAUGGUGAAAUAGAUGGCACUGCACUGAUAGAUGGCGAAAUGGAUGGCACAGAGCUGAUAGAUGGAGAAUUCGAUGGUCUUGAACUCCUGGAUGGCGAAGAGGAUGGAAUUGAGCUCAGCGACGGAAGACUUGAUGGCACCACGCUGAGAGAGGGAGAAAGUGAUGGCCCUAAGCUAAAGGAAGGAGAAAAGGACGGCUUUGAACUAACAGACGGAGAGUUUGAUGGAGAGGAAGUGCUCGAAGGAGAUGAAGAUGGCCAUGAACUGAUCGACGGUGACAAAGAUGGACUUGAACUCAUGGAUGGAAACGUAGAUGGCCUUGAGCUGAAAGAGGGAUGGCUGCUGGGCAUUGAACUAAGAGAUGGCCCGAUUGUUGGCGAUCCUGGAGUAACCGUUGGUACUGAUGCAGUGGGACUCACACUGGUUGGAGCCGAGGAUGGGCUGCCAGGAGUAACAGUGGGCGAUCCAACAGUGGGAUUCGCUGCAGUUGGGCUGACACUGGGCGAGCCAGGAAUCACAGUGGGUACAAAACCAACAGGACUAGUAGUGGUAGGUGCCAGGGAUGGGCUUCCAGGAGUGACAGUAGGCAAUCCAGUAGUGGGGUUGGCUGCAGUUGGACUGACACUGGGGGAGCCAGGAGUCACGGUGGGUACAGAACCAACAGGACUAGCAGUGGUAGGUGCCAGGGAUGGGCUUCCAGGAGUCACAGUGGGCAACCCCACAGUCGGGUUGGCUGCAGUUGGAUUGACACUGGGGGAGCCAGGAGUAACUGUUGGCAUGGAACCUGCAGGACUGGCGGUUGUAGGAGCUAGGGAUGGGCUUCCAGGAGUAACCGUUGGAGUCCCGUUCGAUGGAUUUCCUGCGGAUGGUGCCACACUGGGAGAUCCUGGAGUUACAGUUGGUACAGAACCCACAGGACUAGUAGUGGUAGGUGCCAGGGAUGGGCUUCCAGGAGUAACUGUUGGAGUCCCGGUCAAUGGAUUUCCUGCAGUUGGGCGGACACUGGGUGAGCCAGGAGUUACAGUGGGUACAGAACCAACAGGACUAGUAGUGGUAGGUGCCAGGGAUGGGCUUCCAGGAGUAACCGUUAUAGUCCCGGUCGAUGGAUUUCCUGCGGUUGGGGUGACACUGGGAGAUCCUGGAGUUACAGUUGGUACUUUUGCUGCGGGCCUAGUAGUGGUAGGUACCAAGGAUGGGCCACCAUGA